AUGGAUGCUACCAAGCAAGGCUCGCCCAAAGUACCAUCCGCAGCUGAAGAAGCACAAGACAACCUGGAUGAUCCAGCAACAAGAUCCCUACAUCCCAGACGGAAUCCGGGGCUUGGUGGGAAAGCUGGAGGGAAGGCGGCAAAGAAAGGGGAAACCGCGGAAGACGAGGAAAAGAAGAAGGACCCCAGUCUCAAUAUUACCAUCGACCUGGGCCUGGCGGUCAAGCUCAAGAUCGAACUCGACCUGGAGGUCCACGGGAGGGUGAAUAUUGGUCUGCUGUAG
This is a messenger RNA of Diaporthe citri, 282 nucleotides long. RefSeq lists its product as uncharacterized. The coding region runs from base 1 to 282 and encodes 93 amino acids. The record is from RefSeq and is a predicted model, not a curated record. The transcript has 2 exons. Lineage: Eukaryota; Fungi; Ascomycota; Sordariomycetes; Diaporthales; Diaporthaceae.